This is a messenger RNA of Grosmannia clavigera kw1407, 210 nucleotides long. RefSeq lists its product as uncharacterized. The record is from RefSeq and is a predicted model, not a curated record. The transcript has a single exon. Lineage: Eukaryota; Fungi; Ascomycota; Sordariomycetes; Ophiostomatales; Ophiostomataceae. The coding region runs from base 1 to 210 and encodes 69 amino acids.
AUGCUAACGGACGGCACAUACAAGCCCGGCGAGCAUGAGAUAGUCGUCCACACCAAUUGUCUUCUUCCAAUGCCGCACGGCGAGGCGUGCAGAGACGACCAGCCAGCUCAGUCCGAGCAUGACGGACGCAACAAUGAGGGAUGUGUAUCCCUGGCCCCCGACUUGGCCCAUCUUGCUUUCGGCCUCCGAGCCGGAGUGGUGACGAAUUAG